Gadus morhua (Atlantic cod) is the source of this 1330-nucleotide messenger RNA. RefSeq lists its product as uncharacterized. NCBI's taxonomy places the organism in Eukaryota, Metazoa, Chordata, Actinopteri, Gadiformes, Gadidae. The record is from RefSeq and is a predicted model, not a curated record. The transcript is spliced from 4 exons. Bases 1 to 639 code for a protein of 212 amino acids.
AUGGAGCUUCAGACUUUCACAUCCAGGGAUCGCACAGAGCUGAAUCCAGACAUUGUGAGGGGCCUUACCGACUUCGAGAGGAAGCUUGCCGAGCACUUUGAGAGAGUUGAGAUUCGUGGUAAAAGAGAGUACCCUUCAGCUCGCAAAAUAUCACUCGAAAAAGGAAGACUGCCUUACCUGCAGGGGAAAGGGCUGGAUGACAUUGAGGUCAAUCCUGAAGAUGAAGUAGAAAUGAGUGACGAUUCCAGCGAAGAAAACGUUGCUGACCUACAUCAAUGCAAAGGCUCAAUAACUGAGACUGCUAGGGACCAGACACUUCUGAGGCACACUCCUGAGUCAACCAGCCUGGACAACAUGGAGGGCACUUCCGAGUCAACCAGCCUGGACAACAUGGAGGGCACUUCCGAGUCAACCAGCCUGGACAACAUGGAGGGCACUUCCGAGUCAACCACCCUGUACAAUAUGGAGGGCACUUCCGAGUCAACCAGCCUGGACAACAUGAAGGGCACUCCUGAAUCAACCACCCUGGACAACAUGGAGGGCACUCCUGAAUCAACCACCUUGGAUGACGUAAACAUGAGUCACAAAAUAGUCACAUUCCAAGCUUCUUCAAAGGGCUCCAAAAGAAAGCAAGGUUAGUCAGCAUUUUGUAUUCAUUACUUUAUUAGAAAAAUGUAUUGAUAACAUAUAUCAUAUAACUACUAACUAGAAUCCUUUGUAUCAUAUCCCCCAUUUGUCACGUUAGCAGAGCCAUUGUUCCAUUGUUAAUCAGUUGUAUUUUGUUUCCAUUUAUGAAAGCUGUGAAGGUGAGAAGCAAGUGGACAGGUGAGGAAGUGAAGGCUGUUGAGCGGCAUUUGCUUAACUUCAUUACAAGCUGCAGAAUACCUGGUAAAAAGGACUGUGACUCCUGCCUCCAGGCAGAGCCAGUAGCUCUGAAAGACCGAGACUGGGUUGCCAUCAAGUACUACGUACACAACAGAAACGUAGCAUUAAAAAGGAAGAUGACUAGGUAGAUCCAUUCCAAUUGAUCUUGGUUUUUGCUUGUAUUUUUUUUGCUGGCACUCAAUAAAAGUAAGAAAUGCAAAAAGUGUUCCGCCUUUUUUUAUUACGUGAAUAUUUGCUACAAAUUUUUAUAUAUUGUCACAAAUAACAAUAAUACGACUUAAACAGUAGACUGAGAAUAUAUUAUAUUUAAGAGCUAUGCGAACAUGGAUAGUCCUUUCUGUUGAAGGUUACCCGGGCUGUCUGGGGUUUUGACAUUUCUACAUAUAUAACCGGACCCCAGUUAAAAUACAGAUCCUAUUUUGUGUAUUCUAGGGUCUUUAUAAUU